Molecule: messenger RNA, 1697 nt
Organism: Closterium sp. NIES-67
Lineage: Eukaryota; Viridiplantae; Streptophyta; Zygnematophyceae; Desmidiales; Closteriaceae
Source: the annotation of a GenBank genome assembly
GCAUUUGUCGGUCAUCCCGCCUCACUACUAAAUCGCGCUUUAGCGACAUGCGGCUAGGCCCGUCCAUGACAACCCCAGCACGCGCCACGUCGGUGCUAGAGCCUGUCCUUUCCGAGCUUACGAGCUUACGAGCUGGUGAGCUGGUGAGCUGGUGAGCUGUUCUGGUGAGCAGUUGAGGUCUCUGACAUGUGGCCCUUUUUCCGGCUCGACUCGCCAUGUGUUGACCUUAGCAAGCUUUUACGAGUGUGCAUGCUGGAAAUUUUCGUGCGACCCGAUGGAGACGAAGGAAAAUCGAUUUGCUGCUUCUGGCGUCAAGGCGAGCUCCGCGGCCAAUCCAAGAAGAUGAAGAAGAAGCAGCGUAGAAAAGAAGCGCAGAAACUGUUAGCCUCAUCUGAAGUCCACCUCCCAUCGUUAGCCUCUCCUUACACCGAUCGCUUUGUUGACGAACGCUCGAGUAGCAGCUUCUCAGAAGCCGUUCUUGCUCUCCCACAAACAAGCAGGGACAGCCAGCCUCCCGAGUUCGUCAGAGAUAGUUACGUCGUCAUGGCUAGCAUGGGCUUGGCUCCCGUUCCGUCUAAGGUUCAAUUCCUUGGCGGUAACAGGAGUUAUCUCCCAGGACCUACCAUGAGCAAACAAAGCGUAGCCACGCCGUAUUCUGCUAAGUCCUGUCCUCCUAAGUGGAAUUCAGUGGCUGCGCAAAGUAGAAGUGGGGUCUCCUUCAGGGAUGGGGAGAUGGCAGGGGUCGGACAGGCACGGCUCACUGCUGGAUGUACAAAGGGAACGGAUGGGAAAUCUCGCGUUCAGGCGAGGCUGUUCGGGCCAGCAGUGUUUGAAUCAAAGAAGCUUCAGGUGGUGUUCAUGGGAGCAGAAGAAGAGCAGCACCCUGCACACGCUCCACUCCCCCGGAUGUACACCUUUACCCACUCGGAUGUCACUGCCGGCCUCACCCUCGCUAUUGCUCACGAGUUCAACAAAUCACAGUUUAUGGGUUGGUACUCUCGGCUGCAAAGGGAUGAGGUGCUUGCAGUGUGGCGCCAGCACUGCAGCUUAGCAGAUUUCCGUUCGCCUUACCUGAGGGACCCUUGGCAAGAGGUGCACCCAGAGCACUCAUGCAAUGGCUCGGAUUGCCACAUGUCGCUCCACGUGCACUGCCACAUCAGCGGAGGUCAUUUUCUGCUGAACGCUAUUGCAGCGCUGAGAUUUUGGAUCUUCAGGAAGGAGCUCCCAGUCGUCUUGGAGGCAUUCAGACAUGGUGACAGGGCUCUAUUUGAUAAACACCCUGACCUUGAGGAUGCGUUGGUGUGGGUUCACUUCCAUUCCAACAUUCCAGAGUACAACAGACACGAGUGCUGGGGUCAUUUGCAUUCAGCAGCGCAGACUGGUACAGAGAAGACACAGUCUCAACUCAGCUCAGGGGCUCAAAGAGUGGUGGAAGCUAUUGGUACCGCUGCGGAGAGAGAGCAUCAGUGGCCAGUUGAAGAGAGACGAGUGGCCAUGGCAGGUUUUACUAUCCCGCCGCCUCCAUUUGAGGACAAUAACUAGUUUGUUAAACUGUAGUUCCUCGGGACUCUCUUUUUGCUUGUCCUUGCUCUGGCUUAUUCUGUUCCGAGUAGGGCCUGUUUAGAGCUGUGCAUGUACAUAUACCGUAAUCCCCCGUAUAAAACACCCUAUGGUGUUAAUAAAAAUGCAGCGAAAUU